AUGGGAGCGGUGUGCGGUAGACCAAAGAAGGGGGUAGCCUCUAAGGACCCCCAAGCAGCAAACGAUUCACAAACGGCUGUGCAGAAGCAGCAGACUGCCGUUGGUGCUAAUGCAGGCGCCGGCACGGCGGAAGCGGGUGCUAAGGUAUCCCCCCAUCCAGCAGUGGCAGCUCAAUCAAGUUUGCCGGUGACACGCAAUGCUGCGAGAAUAGACGAGUUCAAACCCGGAGACGGCGACGGGGUGUACUUACUGGAAGCGACGGAGGGACACGUUUCUUUGGUGUCUCAAUAUGCACACGACAAGCCUACGGACCAAGGCAUUGUGCUUCUGCAGGUGAAGGCUCCGCCUUACAGGCCGAUACCCGAAAGCCGCUUUGUCCUGCAAUCAGGAAAGAGGAUUCUGCGCCAGAAUAUUGAUAUGAUGAAAGAUACCACCGAAGCAAAGACGAAAUACUGCGAGGUCGUGAUGGAGUUCAUCCGUCUCGCAGCUACGUACAACGGCUUCUUGUGGGCAUCUACCCACCUCGGCGAAAUCAAGCAACCCUUCAGCAUCUUCUACUUGGAAUCCCGACAGAAGGCUGCUCCGGAGCCAGAGGCACCCGUGGCAGAGAUCAAAAACACUUUACCAAUCGGGAAAGAUGCACUGGAGAAGAAGAAAGCGGCUACCGGAGAAAACGAUACCAAGAAGGAAGGAGAGCAGAAUGAGUCCGGAGAAAACGAUACCAAAAAGGAAGGAGAGCAGGGUGCGCCUGGAAACGCACCUGCUGCUGAAUCCGAGCAAGCUCCCAAGACGAAAAACGAGAUCGUCGUUAAGUUUCUAGGUCCUGAAUGCAGCGUUUCUCACAGGUUGUUGGCGACGUGUGGCAUCCUUCCGCUUUCGCUUGAUAAAGCGAAGGAGCUUAUCCCAGAGGACAAGCAAGUCAACAAUGUCGACGAGAUCAAAACCAUCGUCACCGAAGCAGGCGGCUUCUUUGUGUCCCCGGCGGCGGCGUGA
Messenger RNA from Neospora caninum, 993 nucleotides. RefSeq lists its product as hypothetical. The record is from RefSeq and is a predicted model, not a curated record. NCBI's taxonomy places the organism in Eukaryota, Apicomplexa, Conoidasida, Eucoccidiorida, Sarcocystidae. The transcript has 4 exons. Bases 1 to 993 code for a protein of 330 amino acids.